CUUUUUCGUUUUAUAGAGACAUAAGAGACAUCGAUCUGCCUCAAACCCGUAUAGGGCACGUACCACUCAACACGGUCUUAACUUUCUUCUGUUACUAACCUAUUGUAAGUACCGUUCUUAUUUUGGAGUAAUACUUCUUCUAGUGCUUCAAAGUGUAACGAAUGCCCCAACAAAUCCAUUUGUGUUUGCUCAUUAUCGCGGUGGCCAUGAAAGAGUGUUGCGGAGAGAUUUCCCUGUGCCCGUUAGAUUUUUAUCAUGAGCAAUUUUCUGAGAAAAAAGAGGAACAGAUAGUUAGUGAAGAGCUAGCCACCGGAUUGAACAUCGGCGACAUUAUGCCCGAAAACGCAAAGACCUACGACAAAAUGAGACCGCCAAAAAAAGACGGCAAUCCUACUAUAGUCUACUUUCACGUCACAGUCAUGGGUUUGGACAGUAUCGAUGAAAACUCCAUGACAUACGCAGCAGAUAUAUUUUUUGCUCAGACGUGGAAAGACCAUAGACUGAGACUACCAGAAAAUAUGACAUCCGAAUACAGACUAUUAGAGGUAGAAUGGUUGAAAAAUAUGUGGAGACCAGAUUCUUUCUUCAAAAAUGCAAAGUCGGUUACGUUCCAGACUAUGACUAUACCCAACCAUUACAUGUGGCUGUAUAAGGAUAAAACUAUUCUAUAUAUGGUUAAGCUAACUUUAAGAUUAUCAUGUGCUAUGAAUUUUAUGAUUUAUCCACAUGACACACAGGAAUGUAAACUACAAAUGGAAAGUUUAUCCCAUACAACGGAUGACAUGAUUUUCCAAUGGGAUCCUGACGUUCCAUUGGUUGUUGAUGAGAACAUUCAAUUACCUCAGCUGGCUUUAGUGAAAAAUUACACUGCUGACUGCACGCAAGUGUAUUCUACAGGUAACUUCACGUGUUUAGAGGUGGUUUUUGUCUUAAAGCGACGGUUGGGCUACUAUUUGUUCCACACCUACAUCCCAACAUGUCUUAUUGUCAUAAUGUCGUGGGUGUCUUUUUGGAUAAAACCUGAAGCAGCUCCAGCACGGGUUACCUUAGGUGUGACGUCACUACUAACAUUGUCUACCCAACAUGCAAAAAGUCAAGCUGCUUUGCCUCCCGUAUCGUAUUUGAAAGCCGUAGAUGGUUUUAUGUCCGUCUGUACUAUCUUCGUCUUCAUGGCCCUGAUGGAGUACUGCCUGGUAAACAUCGUUCUGGGCGAUUCUGACGCCCCAAAGCCUCCCGCCCCACCUUCUACCGGCCUCAGUGGUUCCAGUUCCCGCCUCAGCAAGAAACGAAGUACGGCCAACAGCAUCUUCGAACCACCUCCGACCACUCCAGCGCCUGCUCCAGUUCCCAAGGAGAGCUCGCUGCUACUGCUGACCGCCCCCAACGAUUCAGGAUUGGGCCCUCAAGCACCCAAACCGCUCACGCCUGCGCAGAAACGGCUCAAUAGCGCGAUUAAUAUCGAUCGAUUUAGCAGGGUGUUUUUUCCGCUGCUCUUCACUGUGCUCAAUUGUACAUAUUGGAUAUUGUUUGCUGAGUAUAUUUAGUAUGAUUCUUUGCAUCUAGGUUACAUUGAAUUAUUAUUGCUGACAUAUAUGUUCUAGAGGUAAUACGAAAAUGUUUUUGUACCUAGUAUUGAGAAUAUUGGCACCAUUAAAGGGAAAAGUAAAUGUUUUCAAAAACUAGACUACAGAUGUAUCAUCAAACAAGUUUCAGACCGUAACUUCAAGAUACUUUUAAGCCAUAUAUUCUCUUAACUAUUUUCAUUUGUUCUCUCGUUAUUUCGUUUCAUCAUGUCUUAUUUGGUGCUCGUUUGUCUUGAGCAUAUAAAAAAUAUAGCUACUGUUUAUUUUGUCAUUUAUUUUUAAUAGAAAUUGUACAAAGUCCUCUUCAUCAUUGUUCUUCAGCUACUACACAAGUAGCCGCUGAAAUACGUAUUUCAUUCUUCACAAAUUUUUGUGGGUUACUUCAGACAUUAAACAGAUUUAAAGCAACUUAUGCUCCGCGUCUUAUCCGGUGACCUUCUUGGUACUGUACCUAUACCCUAUAAGUAGUCCAUUUACGCCCCGGCACACCAAAGAUGCAGCGUUGCAAUAGCUAUUGGUCAUUCCGCCAUAAAACUACGAACUAGUGCUGUUCAUAUUCGGUGCAUACACAGCAUACGUUUAUACGUUAGAAUGUCGUCUACGGAUACAGCAGAUGAAAUGAGAAUAUUUCUCCCAAUGCUUCCUUCAGCCAAGCUUUCUCUUUGAAUACAUUUGAAUAUUCAGGCAAAAGAAAUUGUCCUUAACGUUUAUAAGAGCGAACUGUUAUUUUAGGGCAUCCUGAAAUGAAAAUUCAUGAUAUUGAAAGACGUGUGGCGAACAAAACGGGAUUACGUCCUAAGACAAUUUUCAACAUUGUUAAAGAAUAUUAAAAAAAAUUAUCUCCACCACACAAGAGGCUGAAUUACACGAAGCUGUUUAGUUUUCUUGAAUACUAUAUGGAAUAAUUAUUUCCAGGAAAAAAAAAUUGUUAAAUGUCACAUUGGCAGUUAAGAUGGUUUUGUGCCCACUGCCCUAUGGGCAUUUGAGUCAAAGAAAAUGUCCGACUACCAUGAAGAAAUAGACAGGAGUUCAUUUGAACGAUGGUUUGAAGAGAUGCUCCCAAAACAGCAAUGCUGCAUACCACACUAGAAAACUAGAAAAAAUCCCCACAAUGUCCACAAGAAAGGCAGAAAUUCAACAAUUGCUUCUAUCAAAAGCAUAAACUUAUCCAUCUAGUCAGGCAGCACAAAUAUAAAUAUAAUCAUAAUGUUAUUGACGAAAUGGCUAAAAACCAAAAGACCGGUUUAAGGCUACCCCCUUAUCACUGGGACUCAAAUCCCAUUGGCUGUGGCAUGUGGCUGGAAAAAUUUGUUUUGUGAAGCUGUCAACAGAGUGACGGCAAGUCAUUGGAAAAAUUGCAUCCGUCACGUUCAAGAAACAAUCGAAACAAAGAUGUGGGAUCUGGACAAUAUGAUCGAUAUUCAAAUUGAACCUGUAAUAAUUAAUAUUAACCAUUCGGACUAUGAUUCAAGUACUUCCAGCGAAUAAAGAAUUGUGACAAGUAUGUGCACUUCUUUCUAUAUAAAUAAUUAUUUAUUUUGUUUGAUUAUUCCAAGACCAUUGAGGAAAAUACGGACCUGUACAAUCUCGCUUUUGUGCAUGUUGUGUUUUGUCUAGGCGUAACUGGACUACGAAUGAGGUAUAAUAUGUACUUUAUUAGGGUUGUAUAGAAGGAGAUAUGCUCAUCAGGCUGCUACAUUCAUAAUAAUAGUGCUUUUUGUCUUGAUAUUUUACUGCUGUCAAUGCUUCUGUCCCUGCAAGCGACUGAAAACAACAUCUUGGCCGAGAAUACCCCCUUCUAACCUUAACUGUAUUCUCGACUGGGUGCAAAAAGUAUUGCCUGCUAACAAAUCAGAAAUUCCAGAAGGUGAUAUAAAGCGUACUAAAAUAUCAGGAACUAAAAUACCUAAUAUCUUUAGGAAGAUACAAAAUGGCAUAUUUCUGUAUACUAUCCAGACUAAGGGUGUACAAGGUACAAGUAAAACCGACAGUUGUUCCGGUGCCUAACGCACAAAAAUUGUUGAAACGUUAAAAUAUAUAUCCUGAAAAAUUAACUACAUAACAUAUUCUGCGAUAUGUGUAUAGUAGAUCUAAAACAAAGCCAUCAAAAUACUUGUCUCACGUGAUUGCUACAGUCAUCGUCGCGGUACACUUGGUCCACUUUUUACUUGGUCCACUUUUUGAAGGCUCCAGUUUUUUCCGCUGCUUCAGUUGGAAAUAGAUCUACCAUGCAAUGUAAAUACUAUUAUCAUUAGUUACUAGCCAUAACUUUUAUUUGUUUAUAUAUAGCGAUUGAUAGAAUUUGUAGAUUAUCGUAAACCAUUUUAAAUCAGUGUGUUACUACGAUUACUUACACUAUUUCACUUUGAUCACUUGAUAGUAAUAUAAAAAUACCUUUUACGUUAAUAUUCUGGAGAUUGUAAUUACAUGAAAAGUCAAUAAAUUAACUAUGUAUAUAAAGACA
Acanthoscelides obtectus is the source of this 4047-nucleotide messenger RNA. NCBI's taxonomy places the organism in Eukaryota, Metazoa, Arthropoda, Insecta, Coleoptera, Chrysomelidae. The record is from the annotation of a GenBank genome assembly.